This is a messenger RNA of Hylaeus volcanicus, 1265 nucleotides long. RefSeq names its product ribose-5-phosphate isomerase (gene Rpi). NCBI's taxonomy places the organism in Eukaryota, Metazoa, Arthropoda, Insecta, Hymenoptera, Colletidae. Gene Ontology annotation, cellular component: intracellular membrane-bounded organelle. Bases 57 to 842 code for a protein of 261 amino acids. Gene Ontology annotation, molecular function: ribose-5-phosphate isomerase activity. The transcript has 6 exons. Gene Ontology annotation, biological process: pentose-phosphate shunt, non-oxidative branch; D-ribose metabolic process. The record is from RefSeq and is a predicted model, not a curated record.
UCAGAAUGAUUUUGAAAAUGCUCUGUAGGCGACAUUCGGUAAUGUAGUAUGUACGGAUGAUACUUAGUUGCGGGUCACGCUUACGAUUACGCGGGAUAGUUAAAGUUUUUAAUAUAAUUUUACGGGAUUUAGUGAAAAUGGGACCUCUCGAGAGUGCUAAAAGAGUCGCUGCUUACAAGGCUGUCGAUGAAUAUGUGAAGGAUAACAGCGUUAUCGGGAUCGGUAGCGGAUCUACUAUAAUUUAUGCUGUUCUUAGACUUGUUGAACGUGUGAAGGAAGAGAAGCUAAAUGUUAUUUGUAUUCCAACCUCGUUCCAAGCUCGUCAAUUGAUUCUUAAUAAUCACCUUACAUUGGGUGAUUUAGAAACCUAUCCUAAAUUGGAUUGUGCAAUUGAUGGAGCAGAUGAAGUCGAUUCCCAGAUGAAUCUUAUCAAAGGAGGAGGAGGUUGUUUGCUUCAAGAAAAAAUUGUUGCAUCUUGCGCAGAUCAGUUUGUUAUAAUAGCUGAUUACACAAAAAAUUCCCAGAAACUUGGAGAACAGUACAAGAAAGGUAUUCCCAUUGAAGUAGUUCCUAUGGCAUACAUUGCCAUUCAAAAACGAAUCGAAGAGAGUUAUGGAGGAAAUGUACAAAUAAGAAUGGCUUUGGCUAAAGCCGGUCCAGUUAUAACGGAUAAUGGUAAUUUCAUCCUGGACUGGCAUUUUCCGCAAGAGCUGAGCAAUUGGAACAAAAUCAAUACAGACAUUUCAAUGAUACCUGGAGUUAUCGAAACAGGCCUCUUUAUAAAAAUGGUUAAAAAAGUAUUUUUUGGUAUGCCUGAUGGCAGUGUUAAAGAACAGUUCUAAAAUUUUUCUAUAGCAUUGGUUUAAAUGUUGAAAAUACGUUUUACGAUACACGUCUAUCGACUCAUUUAUUUUCAUUGUACAUGACAAAGGGAACACUGGUCCCACCUCUGAAGUGAUAACACAUUUAAUGCUCAUUUGUCAUUCAUUUUACUCAUUUUCAUUACUCUCAUAUAUUUAUGUACAUAUACAUAUACAGACUGAAACAUUUUCUGUACUCAUUUUUAGAUAUUUACAUUUUCAUUCAUGAAAAAAUACGUUUAGUACUAGGUCUUUCGUUUCAACCAAAGUUUCGUCUUAAGCAUGGUAUAUCGAAUGUGGUCGAGUAAUUAUGUACAAUACUUAUGAAAAAUUUUAAUGUUCAAACGAUGUAAACAAAAAUGGAAUAUAAAUUAAAAUACAAAUUUGUACACUACGUUCUAUAGU